AUGGCCGGAUUUAUCCUCGGUGCCGGAUCGGGCGUCCUCGCCGGCGCGGCCGUCUACUUCACCCUCGCGAACGACAUCAGGCAGAACACUGCCAUUGCACAGGCAGAACUGACACGCAACUCUGCCCUCCUGCAACACUCGUUCGAGCCCGCCCCGGCAGUCGCCGCCGCUGCCCGCGUCGGCCCCGCAUACCCCACCUCGCAGGACUUUGGCUCGCUCGUCCGUCAACGCUGGAACCAGGUCAUCAGCGGCGCCGUCGCCGGCGUUAGGGACACGGACUGGACGCGUGUCGGAAGCGCAGCGCUUGGUGGUGCGUCCGAGGUCGCUGGUCGGAUAGGUUCGGCGGCGUCGAGCGUGUCCGACAGCGUUGGCGCCGCGACCAACUCGGCCGCCUCGUCGGCACCUGCCACCGCUACGCAGGCUGCGGCGAGCGACAUUGCGGGCGUGGGCGCUGGUGUCAUUGGUGCCGGUGCAGCUGUGGCGGUCCCCACGGACCAGGUGAAGGAGGACAAGAAGAAGUUGGACGCGCUCCGCCGCGACACGGCGGUGGACGCUCCUGCCCGCCCCAGCCCCAAGAUUACCGACGCGCCUAAGCGCCUCGUCUAG
Messenger RNA from Apiotrichum porosum, 606 nucleotides. RefSeq lists its product as uncharacterized. Lineage: Eukaryota; Fungi; Basidiomycota; Tremellomycetes; Trichosporonales; Trichosporonaceae. The record is from RefSeq and is a predicted model, not a curated record. The transcript is spliced from 2 exons. Bases 1 to 606 code for a protein of 201 amino acids.